AUGCAAUCUAAUUACAAAAUUGAAGGUCGUAAGAGCCCAAAAACGAUCGUAGGACUAUAGUAGAAAAUCAACCAAUAUUUUUCCAACAAAAUCCAAGAAAAAUAAAUUGUAGCUGAUAUAAUAUCUCGGCCAUAGUUAGAAGAAAUAAUUCCAUGUAGUAUAAAAGUGAAUAUCAGUUAGAUGAAAUACUCUAAUGCUCAUAAUCCCUUACAUUAAAAAUAACUAUACAAUACUGAAAAGACAGAAAAAAACAAAUAAAUUAAAUAUCAUACAUCUAGAUCAAACACUUCAAAUUAGUGUAAUAGGGACCAAAAAUCUCAAAAGGCAAACAAAAAGAAUGAAUGUUGCUCAUGUUUCUGUUUUGGUUGUAGCAAAAGAAAUUCUACAAGGAUUAAAAAACCAAGAACGCCUCAAGUGAAGGGGGAACAAUAUUAUGUCAAUUAUACUAAUAAAACGAGUGAAUCAAAUUAAGCCAUAAAAUAAUAUUCUAUUGCAAAAUCCCAAUCUAGAUGUGUUUAACAUCAAAUAAGGCAUCAUUAAAGUGAAUAGAGAAAAUAAAAUAUACAUCCUAAUUGUUGUAAGAUUAAUCAUCUGGCCAAUCCAAAACUCUCAUAAGCUAUAUCACAAUAUUCUGAAUCUGCAAAACAAUAUUAUACACAAAGGGAAUAUAUUUAAAUUUAAAAACAAUUGUAAAAUUAUUGUGAUGCCAAGAAGCGCUACUCUUCAACAAAAGAAUAAAAGCAAAAAGAAGCACUAAAAACGCAUAUAUAAAAAAUUGAAGAGGGUAAAUUUGGACAACCCAGAGUCUAAAAGUUAUGUUAAUUUUAUAAAGAUAUAACUAAAAAAUAAAUGAUUAAAUUUAGAAGCUCUUCUAAUUAAAAUAAAAUUUAUGUUUAAUAAGAAUAAAAACAUAUGAAUUACAAAACAAUUGAAAAGGGAAAGCAAAUAACAAAACUUGGCUAAUCAGAAAAGGAUAAGAAAAAAUUCAAAUAAGUACUAGACAUAUUUAAAAAGAAUAAAAUGCAAAACAAUAUUAUCAAAAACAAUAAUGAUAUUUUAUAGAAUAACCCUGAACAAAAUUAAAUUGAAAAAAAAGUAUCUUGCUAACAAAUAAAGUUUGAAUCUAAACAAAAAGAAAAAACCUUCUAAAAUAAUGAACCAUAUCAACUUGUUGAGUUAAAAUGA
Paramecium tetraurelia is the source of this 1185-nucleotide messenger RNA. RefSeq lists its product as uncharacterized. Lineage: Eukaryota; Ciliophora; Oligohymenophorea; Peniculida; Parameciidae. The transcript is spliced from 4 exons. The record is from RefSeq and is a predicted model, not a curated record.